AGCGAGCGAGCCAGGACUCAGGAGUGAAUUGUUUACUCUGUGGAAUCUAUCAGGAGCCGAAACUUUAGUCAGGUUUUGCUGUAUUCAUUUUAACCGAAAAGUUAUUUCAAACUGCAACCGCUCAAAAUAAUCCCCAUAAAGGACAUAUCUGCGGCUGGAUCGACUGAAUGAAACCAUGAGGAAUAAAAAACACGGCGGUUGUCGCGAUCUAAACUAACGUGACUAUCGAUCCAGCAGAGCCAAGCUUUUGAAAACGCCGAGCCAGGUACUUCGGCGCAGACUUUCAACGGUCGGUUUUUCCUACGGGUUUACCUGUGCUUACGUGGCACUUUUUUGACCUGGAUACUUAUUGUCAAAAAUCACGCUUUUGGGCUUUUUAUCCACUUUUGUCGUGGCGAUGUGAUGUAUUUUCAGAGGUUUAGUAAGUUGCGUGGCCGGGACUAGUUUACUUGCGCCGGGCAGCCAAUCAGCGGAAUAACACUCACUAUUUUUGCGUUAAUUUAACCACUUUUGCCUUAUUCACACGAUAGCCUUCAAAAACAGCCUCGUACCGCACCCUUCACAUAUUGACAGCGGGUUUCGAGGCGAGCUUUCACAAGGAGGAGAAGUGUCACCGCUGCGCGUGUGGUAAAAUGGAUGCGGGAAUGGAGAAGGAGUGUAGCGCUUUGGGAGGGCUCUUCCAAAUCAUCAUGAACGACAUGAAGGCGAGUUAUCCUGCCUGGGAGGACUUUGUCACCAAAGGGGCUAAGCUACAAUCUCAGUUAAGGACAACAAUCAUCGUCACUAGCUCAUUCCUGGAUGCUUUCCAGAAAGUGGCUGACAUUGCAACUGGAACACGAGGAGCGACGAAAGAGAUCGGAUCGGCUUUGACCAGGAUGUGUAUGAGACACAGAAGCAUUGAGAACAAGCUCAAACUGUUCACCACGGCUCUCAUGGAUAACUUGAUCACUCCUCUGGAACUGAAAAUUGAAGAGUGGAAAAAGGUUGCCAGUCAGCUGGAUAAAGACCAUGCCAAAGAAUAUAAGAAAGCACGAGCAGAGAUCAAGAAGAAAUCUUCAGAUACGAUUAAACUGCAGAAGAAGGUUAAAAAAGGUAAAGACGAGGUGCGGAUGCAGCUGGACAGCGCUCUUCAGGACGUCAACACACGCUACGCAGUUCUAGAGGAGACUGAGAAGAGAGCCGUGUGUCGAGCACUUGUCGAGGAAAGAGGAAGAUUCUGCUCAUUCGUCACAAUGCUCAAACCUGUCCUGGAUGAAGAGAUAAGCAUGCUUGGUGAAGUCACCCACUUACAGACAAUUCUAGAAGAUCUUGGCAACCUAACGGCUGAUCCCAACACACUGCCUCCUGCUAGUGAACAGGUUAUUCUUGAUCUGAAAGGCUCAGACUACAGCUUCUCGUAUCAGACUCCACCCGCUUCUCCUAGCAACACAUUAUCACGCAAGGGCAGCAUCAGCAGUAACUACACCUCUGUGCGUCAUGUCCCAUCUCUGGACUCCAUCUCCAGCGCAGUAGAUGGGCUUCAUCUGAGAGCACCAGACGCAACACAGGAGAAAGGCCAGAUGUCUCCUGGCACAGAGAACGGGACCUCCAUGCCCCCACUGCUCAAAGCUUACAGCGGGCAUGAGGAGAGAGCCAGGACACUGUCCACCUCGGGCAAGCCACAGUCAGCCAGGGAGCAGCUGGCUCUUACUCUUGGAGGCAGGCUUAAUUCAGAAGCUCCUCGGACCAGCCGAGAUUCCCUCCACUGCUCCAGCGGAUACAGCACCCAGACAACCACGCCGUCGUGCUCAGAAGACACCAUUCCCUCGCAGCAUGCGGUAAAGAAAGAACCUCCUCUAUAUGACUAUGAUUACAUCUCCCUGCAUGGAGGCGAGGAUGCCCACAGCCAGUCUGAAUUUGAUAGAUCUUCCACGAUUCCUCGCAACAGCGACUUGGGUCUCAAUUACCGCAAAAUGUUUCAAAGCAAGAGGCCAGCUUCUACCGUCAGUCUGCUGAUGGAUCCGGAGCCUAUAGGACCCCACACGGCCACCAUCCGCCGUAAACCCUCCAGCAAGCCCAACAUCCGCCGUGGUACCAUCAGUGGAGGAGUGCCUAUCCCCAUCUCCACACCACAGGUGCCGCUGAAGGCAUCUGUUUCCACCGCCGGCCUAAGCUGCAGUGAGGAGACCAUGUGCCCUCCUGGGGUGAUGCAGAGUAACAGGGUAUCUGGUUCUGAUCUGGUUCACACCAGACAUAAUUUCUGUACGUCCACUCAGAGUCUGAGUGCAAUGCCGCCUCCAUACUAUUCCAUGUUCCCUGGGCAGCCACCAGUGGGUGGCACAGAGCCACUGUAUCAAAUGAGCAAGCAACAGCAGUAUGCACUGCACCAACAGCAACAGAGGCAAUAUCAUCAACAACAACAAUAUAAUCAACAGCAAUAUAAUCACCAAAAGUACAAUCACCAACAGCAGUAUAACCAACCACAGGAGCCGCAAUAUCAACAGAUACAUCAAAAAGAGCUGCAGCAGAAACUCGAACGGCAGCAACAUCAAAAUCAGCAGCAGAUUCAAAACAUGGCAGCUCACAAUUCCAGCUUGCCCACUGAAAGCGGGAAGAUCAAUUCUGCUCAGCCUGGCGUGGAUCAUGUCGACGGCGUUCCUGAUCCAGGCAGUGGAGGUGACAUGUUGAGUAUGAUCCGAAGAGUCAAACUACGUCGGACACUAACCAAUGACCGUUCGGCGCCUUUAAUCACCCCCAACCAUCUCAACUGAUUUUCUUUUUCCCGCUCUUUGAAUUCAUCUGUGACUUUUUACGGUUGCCUUUGCCUUCUUUUCGUUUAGCAACUUUUUCAUGCCUUUUAUUGUUGAGGUUUGCAUAAUUUUUUUUUUUUUGUUUUUAAGUGGGGGCAAAACGGUUGACUAAUGCGCGACUCCUGCCACAUGAAAAGACGUUCGAUUUAACUUCACUGUGCGCGAAGAACAACCGUUUUGCAGUGUCUGUGCAAAUGUUGCCUCUCAAUAAAUUAAAGUUAAUUCUGCAGGCUGUGUGCUUUACAUAUAUAUGUAAACCUAUAUAUAU
This is a messenger RNA of Sinocyclocheilus anshuiensis, 3057 nucleotides long. Its product is annotated as MTSS1-like protein. The record is from RefSeq and is a predicted model, not a curated record. Gene Ontology annotation, molecular function: actin binding; phospholipid binding. Gene Ontology annotation, cellular component: cytoplasmic side of plasma membrane; actin cytoskeleton. Gene Ontology annotation, biological process: plasma membrane organization; cell projection assembly. Lineage: Eukaryota; Metazoa; Chordata; Actinopteri; Cypriniformes; Cyprinidae. The coding region runs from base 633 to 2750 and encodes 705 amino acids. The transcript has 15 exons.